UUGCAAAAAUGUUUAUUGUUUAGUGAACGUGAAGCUGGGUCACGGAUAUAAUUUCUGCUGGGAUUUUCUGUCUGAACAACUUGUUUCGGACCGGAACCAGCAGUAAAGCAGACGGUAAAGAUGGUGUCCGUCCUGUUCAGAUGUUAUCCUCGGCUGCCUUCAUCCUUCACUCUGGCUCGGUUCGUUUUAAACCAGAAUCUGGUUAGGAGUCAGCGGUGCUGUCUGGUCCGGGCGGGUAACCUCCCGGCCAGACGGACCUACAGCUCGGAGCGUGAUCAGCACCACCCGAAGCCGAAGGUGGUGGUGGUCGGCAUCCCGAACCCGUUCAUCUGGUUCCGGACCCGAAUCUACUACUUUCUGAUCAGAACCUACUUUGACAAAGAGUUCAGCAUCGAUGAGUUCACAGAGGGCGCGAAGCAGGUUCGGUACAAACCCGGAGACCAGAUCUGGGUUCUGGCUUUCUCCCAUGUCUCCAGACUUUUGUCUCGGUGUCAGUUUGAGGCUCUGGAGGGCCUCGUCGCUAAAGAUCUGAUCGGGAAGCUGGAGCAGAAGUGCGGCUCUUUGCCGUGCAGCUACCAGAGGGCUCUGUGUGCCGAGCUGGAGGACGUGAUGUACACGACGCCGGGAGACGUGGGAAUCUUCUACGACGACGACGGCAGGAAGUUCGUCAGCAUCCUGAUGCGGUUCUGGUAUCUGACCAGCGUCGGUCUCCCUGACGACAGCAUGGAGGGAACCCGGAUGUUCACUGUGUCCAUCGGCGACGGAGAGACGGAGGCCAAACGGCUGCUCACCGCCAUCUACGAGUCGGUUCCAGAGGGAGUUCACCAAAGGCGUCGCUCCGGACUGGACCAUCACCCGGAUAGAACACUCCAAGCUGCUGGACUAGCCCGGGUCGGGCCGGUACCGAGGACCGAUCUGUUCGCUGCUCCUCACCAGGAGCCCAGAGGGACAGAACCAGAACCACCUUGACUGGAUCUGGGUCCGGUUCCGAGCGGAUGACAUCAUCACCUGCUGACUGGAUUUAACGUGAAACUGAAGGCUGAACAUGGAGUUCUGACCCAGACCUGCUGCUGACUGGUUCUGAUUCUACGACCCGGUUCUGGUAGAAUCAGGACCUCCAUGUUGUUUCUACAUUAAAAUAAUAUUCCACCA
This is a messenger RNA of Xiphophorus hellerii (green swordtail), 1152 nucleotides long. RefSeq names its product matrix AAA peptidase interacting protein 1 (gene maip1). The record is from RefSeq and is a predicted model, not a curated record. The transcript has 5 exons. Gene Ontology annotation, biological process: protein insertion into mitochondrial inner membrane from matrix. Gene Ontology annotation, molecular function: ribosome binding. Gene Ontology annotation, cellular component: mitochondrial inner membrane. The coding region runs from base 121 to 969 and encodes 282 amino acids. NCBI's taxonomy places the organism in Eukaryota, Metazoa, Chordata, Actinopteri, Cyprinodontiformes, Poeciliidae.